Dicrocoelium dendriticum is the source of this 864-nucleotide messenger RNA. The record is from the annotation of a GenBank genome assembly. NCBI's taxonomy places the organism in Eukaryota, Metazoa, Platyhelminthes, Trematoda, Plagiorchiida, Dicrocoeliidae.
AUGAACGUACAAGUGGGGCGUCUGAGCUCUUCAGAAGGUCAGCUGGGUGGUAAUUAUGGGCUUAACUCCGAACGGACUGACAAUGGUGAGCGUCUGCUGCAACUGUGUGCGGAGCACCAGCUGUUUCUUAGUAACACUGCUUUUAGACAUAGUGGGCGCCGAAGUGUCACUUGGUGUCCUCCUGUAGCUGGACAGCGAUGGACCCAAGUUGGUCCCAUUGCCAUAAGUUACAGAUGGCGUGGUUCCAUCCUGGAUUGCCGCUCGUACUGGAGUACCUGUGUCGACUCUGAUCAUGCCUUGGUACGCUGUCGUUUCUCCAUGAACUUUACCGGGAGGCGCACCAAGCGUCCCCUACGAUUGGCAACGGAGAAAUUGUCUCAGUCCUCGGUCAGGCAAGCCUAUCAAGAAGCGCUGCGUAUCGAACUUCCGCUGUCUUGUCCUAAUGACCCUGAAUUUCAGUGGAAUAGGAUCUCGGCCACUAUGCACGACGCAGGAGCAUCCGCUUGUGGCACUAUCAGUCGUCAUCGCACCAGUCACUGGAUAUCCGAGAGGUCCGUGAACCUUUUGGAAGCUAGAAGGCACCUCCCGGCUGGCUCUGAACACAAUGUGACCAGACGGGCUAUUAGGCGUGAACUAAAGCGGAGCCUACGUGCUGACAAGGAAGCCUGGUGGACCAGUCUGGCUCAAGAAAUGGAGGAGGCAGGAGCAGUAGGCAAUUACCGGAAGCUCUUCCAGCUAAUACGCACCACUGGACCCAGGAAACCAGGUGUCAGUGAGACAACCAGAGACAGCGCGGGUGCACUGAUACACAAUAAGGAGCGCCGUAUGGCUCGUUGGGCGGAACACUUUCAAGGGGAUACAUGA